AUGUUGACCAUUCGAUCUCUCCUGGCCCUCGGCCUCCUCUGCACCGUCGAGGCGUUCCCCGGUCCGCAGCUCAACCCUCGCGCGAGGAACAGGGCCAGCAGCGGCGGAGGCAGGCAGAAGCAGCAGACGGCCUUCCAGCAGGCCCAGCAGAUCCCGCAAGGGGUCUCGACGGCCACGGAUGGGUCGACCAUCUUGGACAUGACCGCCCAGGUCAACGGCCUCCCUCUCCGCUUCAAGAUCUCCGGCCCCGCGGACCAGUUCACCGCGGACUCGGGCGUGGACGGGGCGACGCAGCAGGCCGGGGCGCAGGGCGCGCUGGGGCUCAACGUGCUGCUGCACGGCGACGGGGGCCAGUCGUUCUUCGACUUCCCGAACCAGGCGGUGCAGCAGAACCUGGCGGGCGUAGCGGUGCUGGCGCCGGACCCGAACCUGUUCUGGGGCGGCGGGGCGGGCCUGCAGCGGACGGACGGCGUGGCGCACGCGCAGGCGGUCAACGACCUGGUGCAGACGGUGCUGCCGCAGGUCAUGGCGUUCAACGCGUCCAACGUCUUCUUCACGGGGGUGUCGGGCGGGUCGCUGAUGCUCAGCGGCUUCUUCAUCCCGGCCCACAUGACCAACUUCCAGGGCACCGGCGUGCUGCUCAACUGCGGCGCGCUGGCGCCCCAGGUCGACUUUGUCGACGCCGCCGCCGUCAUGGCCAGCACCAAGAUCCACUUCCAGAGCACGCAGCAGGAGCUGGCCGACCUGCAGCAGAGCAUCCCGGAGAGCGUGGCCGCGUUCGAGCAGACGGCGGCCGACGCCGGGCUGAACGCCAACCAGAUCGGAGCGCUGCAGACGGUGGACAACUCGCCCAACGGCGGACACUGCGAGUUCGACGAGAAGGAUUUCGUGAGUGGCGUGCAGUUGAUGGCCGACAGCUUCUCGGCGAUCAUGCAGGGUGGAAACGGCCAGGUCAACGGGGUGAAUGUCUUGAACCCCGUGGUAGGCAAUGAGAACUUGAAGUUCAGCGGCGCCACCAGGUGA
Messenger RNA from Neoarthrinium moseri, 1023 nucleotides. RefSeq lists its product as uncharacterized. NCBI's taxonomy places the organism in Eukaryota, Fungi, Ascomycota, Sordariomycetes, Amphisphaeriales, Apiosporaceae. The coding region runs from base 1 to 1023 and encodes 340 amino acids. The transcript is spliced from 2 exons. The record is from RefSeq and is a predicted model, not a curated record.